Gossypium raimondii (Peruvian cotton) is the source of this 1765-nucleotide messenger RNA. Its product is annotated as rab GTPase-activating protein 22. Bases 156 to 1481 code for a protein of 441 amino acids. The transcript has 12 exons. Gene Ontology annotation, molecular function: GTPase activator activity. Gene Ontology annotation, biological process: activation of GTPase activity. Lineage: Eukaryota; Viridiplantae; Streptophyta; Magnoliopsida; Malvales; Malvaceae. The record is from RefSeq and is a predicted model, not a curated record.
GCAGAGUUGCCUGGGCUUCUCCAUUUUAUCAAAUUUUCUGGGUUUUUUUCUUCUUCCACUCAAAGGUUUUACCUUUUGGUGGAAAGAAGUUUUUUUGUGCAAAAAAGGGGGAAAAAAAGAGUUUUUAUUUUUAUUUUUAAAUAUUUAUUUGAUAAAUGUGGGGAGCUCCAGCAGAACCUGCAGAUUCUUAUUAUGAGGUCCGACCUGAGUGUACUGAUGUCCCCAACACCAAAUUUAAGAUCAGGCCUGGAAAAACUCUAAGCGUGAGGAGAUGGAAAGCUGCAUUUUCUCCAGAUGGCCGUUUGGAUAUUGCCAAAACUCUAGACCGUAUACAUCGUGGGGGGAUCCAUCCGACAAUUAGAGGAGAAGUAUGGGAGUUUCUACUUGGUUGCUUUGAUGCCGAUAGCACAUACGAGGAAAGGGAUCAGAUACGUCAGCAACGAAGGGAGCAAUAUGCAAAAAUGAAGAGUGAUUGUCGUGAAAUAUUUCCCGUCGUUGGAAGUGGCAAGUACAUAACAGCGCCUGUAAUAACCGAAGACGGUCAGCCAAUUAGUGACCCUUUAGUACUUGCGGAGACAAGUCAAGAUGAUAAUACUAUAGAAAUUGUGAAGGAACUAACGAGUCGUGGUCCUUUGGACAAUAAAGUAAUCCAAUGGCUGCUUACAUUGCAUCAAAUAGGCCUGGAUGUGAGACGGACCGACCGGACUUUAGUAUUCUACGAGAAGGAAGAGAAUUUAGCGAAACUAUGGGAUAUUCUCUCUGUUUAUGCUUGGAUAGAUAUUGAUGUUGGCUACUGUCAAGGAAUGAGUGACCUAUGUUCCCCGAUGAUUAUGCUUCUUGAAGAUGAAGCUGAUGCAUUUUGGUGCUUCGAGCGUUUAAUGCGUAGAUUGAGAGGAAAUUUCCGGUGCACCGAUAGUUCAGUCGGGGUUGAAACACAGCUUUGUAGUUUGGCGACGGUAACUCAAGUUAUCGACCCGAAACUUCAUCAGCACUUAGAGACGCUAGGUGGAGGUGAUUAUCUCUUUGCUUUCCGAAUGCUAAUGGUGUUAUUUCGUCGAGAGUUCUCAUUUUGCGAUUCCUUGUACUUAUGGGAGAUGAUGUGGGCUCUGGAAUAUGAUCCGGACAUGUUCUACCAGUACGAAGAUUCGGGUUCGGAUAUGGAGAAAACCGAAGGUGCUAAACUAAGACAGAAAUCGACACGAAGGUGCGGGAAAUACGAGAGGGAAAAUAUGAAGGUGAAAAACCCUGAAGCUCAUCUCCCCAUUUCCGUUUUCCUCGUCGCCAGUGUCUUGAAAGAUAAAAGCUCAACGCUACUGCAGGAAGCUCGCGGUCUGGACGAUGUAGUUCAGAUUCUGAAUGACAUAACUGGAAACUUAGAUGCCAAGAAAGCAUGCAUAGGGGCAAUGAAACUUCAUAAGAAAUACUUAAAAAAGGCGCAGGCAACUCCUUCAACUCAGAGGCUCUUUCCAUUCACCUUGUGAUCACAGGCACAGGCAAGUCCUUCAACUCAAAAACUCUUUCCAUUCAUCUUGUGAUCACAGGCCAAGAUAACACGGCAUAAGGGAGAUGGAGGCGCAUUUUCAGCCCCAGUUGUUUUUUUCUCUCGUGGAUUGAACAACUUGGUUUCGGAGAAGAGAAUGAUACAUUUUGUGGAUUAGGGAUUACAGAAGCAUUGUUUACUCUAUACCAAUCCAUUGUUGUAUGAGCAUUUCUGAGUUUCAUUUUCUUUCAAGAAAUACAAACAACCACCUAGGUGAUUUUGCCA